GCUUCGCUGCAGCACUCCUCCAAACACAAAACAAUCAGGAUUGCAGGAUUUGAUUUUAUGCUACACAUAUAAGUACGUGUAUUUGGAGGGGACGAAGGAAUGGAGGCGAUUUAUACCCAAGGCAUUUGGAUGGCUGAAACUCUCCAACAGAGGACGAGGAGUCAGGAAAAAUUCUGGCUAGUUGUCACUCAUAUUGGAGAUCCUAAAGCAGCUUUUCUGCUGCUCUUUCCUUUCACCUAUUUCAUCAGCAAACGAGCUGGAGUUGCGGUGCUUUGGGUAGCAGCUAUAUCAGAGUGGUUAAACUUGGUGUUUAAAUGGAUGCUGUUCGGAGAAAGACCAUUCUGGUGGAUAGGUGAAUCACGUCUAUUUGUCAACAAGCAGCCCAAAGUUCAUCAGUUUUCCUCCACCUGUGAAACCGGACCAGGCAGUCCGUCAGGACAUGCGAUGGUGACAGCAGCAGUGUGGUGGGUUGUGGUGUCCUCACUGGGAUCAUUUCUGUAUUCCCGUACUCACAGUGUGGUGUUGUCAGCUGCUCCCUACCUGUUCUAUGUGUUGAUGCUGGUGGCAGUUGGAAUCUCCAGGAUCUUCAUCCUGGCUCACUUCCCUCACCAGGUUGUUGCUGGCUCCAUUACAGGUUUCAUUCUGGGGAUUGUCCUGAGCCGCAGAGUACCAGAAGGUCGCCCCCUGCUGUUCUUCUUCAACUUCAGCAUUGGUCUGCUGCUCAGUGCUCUGAUGCUGCAUGCUGGAUUACAGCAGCUGGGAAUCGACCUCUCCUGGUCUAUUACUUUGGCUAAGAAAUGGUGCAGCCGUUCUGAGUGGAUUCGUUUGGAUACAGCCCCCUUCUCCUCUCUGACUCGAGAUUGUGGGGCCCUUCUUGGUUUGGGGCUGGCCCAGUACUGGAAGCCUGGAGGUUUUUCUCUGCCAUGGGCUCCAAGGGCGUUAUCUCUGGCUAUUUCAUCCAUGGGACUAUACCACGUGAAUCGCCUGCCACUCCCGAUUCAGCCACAAGGCCUCUUCUACGGCCUCUUCUUUGUCAAAUUUGUCAUAGUGCCUCAGAUUGUCAUGGUGCUUGUACCUGGACUGGUUCACCUUUUCACACGAAAAAAGAAGAAGGACUAGACACGGUUUUCUCUCCAUGCUACAGGUGUAUUUCACACCUCUGAGGACUAUAGCUAUCUUCUGACAGAAUAGUUCCUGUAAACACUUUAAACGUCUAUGUAAUGUAUUCCAUUGGUACGGUUGCAGGUAAAGUCUAUAGUUAGUCACUCCAUAUUGCUUUUUUCUCUUAAUGUUCAAUCAGCAAUUGUCUUUUUUUCAGUCAAUGACUUAAUGUUUUGAGAGUACACAGGCCUUAAAUCAGGGGAAUGUAUCUUAUUUUUAAUUUCUGCUCAUUUGCAGUACGUGUAUGUACUGUAAUAGUAAUAAGUGUUGUAAGUGUUACAGUUGUUUGCAAGAAAAGUGCAGAUUUGAUGUAGUGUGCAUCAAAAAUAUGACAUGACUUGAAUUUUUUUGGGGCAAAAAUUAGCUGUAGGUCAUUUUUACUCACUUUAUUUAUAAAGUUUUGGUCCCCAGACUUUCAUCCCGUUAUAGAUUAGGUAUAUCAAAUUAAGAAAAAAAAAGUAUCGUAAUGUAGGUCUGAGGACCAAAACAAAAAUAAAAUGUGUGAAUAGUUGA
Seriola dumerili (greater amberjack) is the source of this 1674-nucleotide messenger RNA. It is a transcript of the gene g6pc3, whose product is annotated as glucose-6-phosphatase catalytic subunit 3. Gene Ontology annotation, cellular component: membrane. The transcript has 6 exons. Gene Ontology annotation, molecular function: glucose-6-phosphatase activity. Gene Ontology annotation, biological process: gluconeogenesis; glucose 6-phosphate metabolic process. Lineage: Eukaryota; Metazoa; Chordata; Actinopteri; Carangiformes; Carangidae. The record is from RefSeq and is a predicted model, not a curated record. Bases 100 to 1119 code for a protein of 339 amino acids.